This is a messenger RNA of Apodemus sylvaticus (European woodmouse), 292 nucleotides long. RefSeq names its product guanine nucleotide-binding protein G(I)/G(S)/G(O) subunit gamma-3-like. The transcript has a single exon. Lineage: Eukaryota; Metazoa; Chordata; Mammalia; Rodentia; Muridae. Gene Ontology annotation, molecular function: G-protein beta-subunit binding. The coding region runs from base 49 to 276 and encodes 75 amino acids. Gene Ontology annotation, cellular component: heterotrimeric G-protein complex. The record is from RefSeq and is a predicted model, not a curated record. Gene Ontology annotation, biological process: G protein-coupled receptor signaling pathway.
CCUACCCACUGACCUUACAUCCCUGGCUGCUGCUGCUGUCACUUCAGGAUGAAAGGGGAGACCCCUGUUAACAGCACUAUGAGUACUGGCCAAGCAUGCAAAAUGGUGGAACAGCUUAAGAUGGAGGCCAGCUCGUGCCGGAUAAAGGUAUCUAAGGCAGCAGCAGACCUGAGGACUUACUGUGAUGCCCACACGUGUGAGGAUCCCCUCAUCACUCCUGUGCCCACUUCGGAGAACCCCUUCCAGGAGAAGAAGUUCUUCUAUGCGCUCCUCUGAAAAGCGCUGUAGCUCC